Gastrolobium bilobum is the source of this 1371-nucleotide messenger RNA. Its product is annotated as receptor-like cytosolic serine/threonine-protein kinase RBK1. Gene Ontology annotation, biological process: protein phosphorylation. Bases 1 to 1371 code for a protein of 456 amino acids. Lineage: Eukaryota; Viridiplantae; Streptophyta; Magnoliopsida; Fabales; Fabaceae. Gene Ontology annotation, molecular function: protein kinase activity; ATP binding. The transcript has 7 exons. The record is from RefSeq and is a predicted model, not a curated record.
AUGGGUAACCAGAGAAAGGUGUUUCCAAGCGAAGAAGAUGUACCAGCAUCACCAAGGGGCGUAUUUGAGGUUCCUAUUUCGGGCACAUAUUCGGACAGCACUGGAAGCAGCAAUUACAAUUACAGUUCUGGGUUGUCAUGGAUGGGCCCACAUAAGCUACAUACGAAAGAAGGCCAUCACGGACAACAAUGGAAGACCAUGAUCGAUACCUUCAAAUCUGUUCGAAGAUUCUCGAACAUUCCUCUGCUUGCGGCUAGCUACGAGAUCUCUAGAAGGAGCUUGAGGAAUAAGUUGGCUCGUAUUCGACCAGCUAACGAAGAUGAUGAUUAUAAUUUGGAUGCUGCUAUUGAUCUUGACGCUAUUGCCACCAAGCCUUCUUGGAAGAACUUCGGCUACGCAGAACUCGUUGCUGCAACGGACGAUUUCAACCCUGAGAACAUGAUUGGAAAAGGUGGUCAUGCUGAAGUCUACAAAGGACGUUUACCUGAUGGUCAAGUUGUAGCAGUAAAGAGGCUAAUGAAGAACGAAAAGGAAGUUGAGGACAGAGCUGGUGAUUUCUUGACAGAACUUGGGAUUAUUGCUCACAUAAAUCACCCAAAUGCAACACGCCUUAUUGGGUUUGGAAUUGAUCGUGGCCUCUACUUUGUUCUACAAUUAGCCCCACAUGGCAGCCUUGCGUCUUUGCUCUUUGGUUCUGAAUGCUUAGAGUGGAAGAUAAGGUUCAAGGUAGCUAUUGGGGUAGCAAAAGGAUUGCAAUAUCUCCAUCAUGAUUGUCCAAGAAGAAUCAUUCACAGAGACAUCAAAGCCUCAAACAUAUUACUCAACAAUAAUAAUGAAGCUGAGAUUUCAGAUUUCGGAUUGGCAAAGUGGCUUCCAGAUAAGUGGGCCCACCAUGUUGUCUUCCCAAUAGAAGGCACAUUCGGGUAUUUGGCUCCAGAGUACUUUAUGCAUGGACUUGUGGAUGAAAAGACUGAUGUUUUCGCAUUUGGGGUUUUGUUAUUGGAGCUCAUAACAGGUCGUCGUGCAGUUGAUUCAAAUAGCAGGGAAAGUCUUGUGAUCUGGGCCAAACCACUGUUGGACGCAAAGAUGGUCAAGGAAAUAGCAGAUCCCAGAUUAACAGAACAAUAUGAUCCCACAGAAAUGAAGUGUGCCAUGGCAACUGCUUCUAUGUGUAUCCACCACAUGUCCUCUAGGCGGCCAUACAUGAACCAGGUUCUGCAGCUAUUGAAGGGCGAAGAGGUGGCUGUAGAACUGAGUCAAAAAUCAAUAGCUCCAAGAUCGCUCUUGUUAGAUGCCUGUGACCUAGAAGAUUAUACUUGCUCUAAUUAUUUGAGCGACCUCAAUCGCCACAAGCAAUUAAUCAUGGAGUGA